AUGAAGACCUGUGUCAUCGCUACUCUCGUUGGUGUCGCCAUGUCGGCUCCCGCCAUGCGGACUUCCAUGGACGCGCCCAUGAUGGAAAUGGCCAACAGCCGGCCUAUGGACAUGGACAUGGGUUCCUCCACACCGGCCAUGAGGAACACCAUGAACAUGAAGGACGCGUCGUCGUCAAUGGGCAUGGCGAAGCGUGAGCGCGUGGAGAUGGGCAACAUGGCUCCGACCAUGAAGAAGACUAAGGGCAUGAAGAUGGGUUCCAUGGCCCCGGCCAUGAAGACCGGCAUGGCCACGAGGUCUACGAUGGACAUGGACAUGGCCAACCGCAACUCCGCGACCAAGGGCAUGGAAAAGAACAAGGACGUGGACGCCAUCGUCGCGGCCAUGCUGAUGGAGAUGGCCCACCGCCGUCCCGUGGCCGGCAUGGUCCGCCGCCAAUCUGAGGAGGCAUUCCAGGGAGUUGUGGAGGAGUGCAAGACGAAGCUGGCCAGCGGUGAAGUCACCUCUCUUGACAACUGCGUUCUCGACACCCUUGGCAUCAACCGCCGCCAGGUCACCGGCGAUCAGGACCAGCUGGCACAGAUCACCCAGGAGUGCACUGAAAAGACCCCCAACGGUAAAUCAACUCGAAUCCAAGGUGUUCACUAUUGA
Messenger RNA from Verticillium dahliae VdLs.17, 651 nucleotides. RefSeq lists its product as uncharacterized. The record is from RefSeq and is a predicted model, not a curated record. NCBI's taxonomy places the organism in Eukaryota, Fungi, Ascomycota, Sordariomycetes, Glomerellales, Plectosphaerellaceae. The transcript has 2 exons. Bases 1 to 651 code for a protein of 216 amino acids.